Pelobates cultripes (western spadefoot toad) is the source of this 492-nucleotide messenger RNA. NCBI's taxonomy places the organism in Eukaryota, Metazoa, Chordata, Amphibia, Anura, Pelobatidae. The record is from the annotation of a GenBank genome assembly.
AUGAAGGACUGUCUCACCCUCCUGUUCUGCGCCAACGCCAGUGGAGACCUUAAGAUCAAGCCCCUGCUCAUCUACCAUUCAGAGAACCCACGGGCCUUCAAGAAACACAAGGUGAACAAAGAGCAGUUGAGCAUUUUAUGCAGGCUAACCCAAAGUCACAUGCCUCUUGUUUGUGAAGUGGGUCAAAGUGUUUUUUGGUCCUGUUGUCAAGCAGUACCUUGUGGACAAUACCCUGCCGUCAAGGCCAAGCUGCUCAUGGACAAUGCUCCUGCUCAUCCCCUAGGCCUCGAGGAAGACUUGCUGGAGGACUUUAACUUCAUCAAGGUCAUGUUCCUUCCACCUAACACCACCCCACUACACCAGCCAAUGGACCAGCAGGUCAUCUCCAAUUUUAAAAAACUCUACAAAAGGGAGCUUUUCCGGCGAUGCUUUGAGAUGACUGAUCAAGCCUCACCCUCCAUGAAUUUUUCAGAGAGCAUUUUGACAUUGUGA